This is a messenger RNA of Exophiala oligosperma, 927 nucleotides long. RefSeq lists its product as uncharacterized. The transcript is spliced from 3 exons. The coding region runs from base 1 to 927 and encodes 308 amino acids. NCBI's taxonomy places the organism in Eukaryota, Fungi, Ascomycota, Eurotiomycetes, Chaetothyriales, Herpotrichiellaceae. The record is from RefSeq and is a predicted model, not a curated record.
AUGGCACCGAGAUGGCCGCAGGUAAACAAUGGUCCCGAAAACAUCAACGAGCAUGCCACAUACCUUAGAGAAGCAAGUCACCAAUUGCAGGCCGCGGAUAAGGGCAGGGCCAAUCAAAUACCCUGGAAUGUAGUUCAACCGUACAUUGCAUCCACCGUGGCGCUCAUCAGUAAGGUGCUUCAGCAGCCGUCGAUGAGCGCCGUUCUCCAGCAGAUUCAAGACGCGGCUAAGGGGAUUGAGGUCAUUCGAAGAGACAUCACCGUCGUUAAAGGCUCCGUAGGACUCGGCACCACACCAUUGAACAUUGCGAACUUCACCGGCGGCAAGACUGCUACGCCAUCAUGGGCGCAGGUUGCGGCACAGGCCAAAGGCGCCAUGUUGCCGCUACCGCCACCACCAAUCCAACAAAGCCCACACGCCUACAAGACCUCGGCCCCAGUCACCGCAUACAGAGAUCGGGUUGUCACGGUCAGGCUGAAGGACCAGAGUUUUGUUCAACGGUACCGAAGCCAUCCAGUUGCUUGGACACGACAACAAGUACAAGCCUCAAUACGGCAGAACACCCCCUCCAACUCGGUUAAGGUGGUAGCGGCGUACCAGCUCAAAAGCGGAGAUAUCCAGAUAUUCACCAGCACGACCACGGAAGCCAGACAACUCAAAGAGCACAAAGGCUGGCUGAAAGUGCCCGGGGCACUGGCUAGUGCAACAACUGCCUGGAUCCAACUGAAACAAGCACCGCGUAUCUGGUACCAAACCCUGACCAACUUUCUCCGCAGCUUGGGUUUCGAACCCAUCAACGCGGAUCUCGGGAUCUUUGUCCGGAGCAACGUGUACCUGGCCGUAUACGUCGACGACCUUUUGAUCAUUGGGCCCAGCAUCGCCGAGAUAAAGAAGAUCAAGCGGAGCUUGAAAACCGGUUUCAGAUGA